AUGUUUCAGCAAGUCACGCAUGUAGUUGCUGAAACUGUCAGUUUCCAAAAAGUAGACAAUGUUACUCAGUAUCAAUCAGUCAGUCAAACAAAACUUAAUCUUGUACCAAACUACGAUAGCGAAGGUACUUCUAACGAAGAUAAGCCACAAGUAUACGAUAAUAGCGUACGAGAGCGAAGAUUGUGUCCUAGGAAUGAUCCAAUUAUUAUUUCCCCUCGAUACACUGAUGAGAGUGAUUUAGAUGACGAUAUAGAGGACCCAACUUACAACUUUGAGGACAAAUUUGCUAACUUUUCUGGUCAUAUAAAUAAGAAUUAUUUAUUACCAUCGCAUUCGAACUCAGAUACUGAUUCUACAGACCAGCACGUCAAAGAAGGUCGCAAGAGGCGGAAACGUCCAGAAAACUGGAGACAAAACCGAAUAAAGAUAAAGCAAAACAAGGGUCAAUCCUACAAAUCUAUGUCUAAGACUCAAAAAUCUUCCCAGCUUGAUGUUUGA
Parnassius apollo (apollo) is the source of this 498-nucleotide messenger RNA. Lineage: Eukaryota; Metazoa; Arthropoda; Insecta; Lepidoptera; Papilionidae. The record is from the annotation of a GenBank genome assembly.